Messenger RNA from Scatophagus argus, 3343 nucleotides. RefSeq names its product nuclear factor of activated T-cells, cytoplasmic 2-like. The record is from RefSeq and is a predicted model, not a curated record. Bases 223 to 2871 code for a protein of 882 amino acids. The transcript is spliced from 10 exons. Gene Ontology annotation, cellular component: transcription regulator complex. Gene Ontology annotation, molecular function: RNA polymerase II cis-regulatory region sequence-specific DNA binding; transcription factor binding; DNA-binding transcription factor activity, RNA polymerase II-specific. NCBI's taxonomy places the organism in Eukaryota, Metazoa, Chordata, Actinopteri, Scatophagidae. Gene Ontology annotation, biological process: calcineurin-NFAT signaling cascade; regulation of transcription by RNA polymerase II; cytokine production.
UGACAGGAAGCGUCUGUAGCUUCUCGCCUUUUUUUUUCAUGUCGCGUUGCUUGAUGUUUGAUUUGAGCUGCUGCCGAUGUCUUAAACGUGCGUGGUGCAAGACUGCAACACCGUCGAGUUCCUUCAAGUUAAAUUUAUCUUGUGUGUACAGUUCGAUUUAGUUGGUGAGACUGAAAGCGAUAUAGAUUUGUCGAAAAAAAAGUGAAAUAUUCAGAUCUGGAGAUGACUUCUGGAGAUUUGGGGCUCACCGAGGGUUUGGGGCAAGACAUCAGCCAGGAGGAGCUGGACUUCUCCGUCCUGUUUCUGUAUAACUCAGCUGUUGCCUGUGAUGAAGAUGACUCAGGUGCACUCCUUCCAAAUGAGAACCAGCCUCCUCUGCUGGUGGUCGACCAUCACGCUGCGUACAGCUCCGGCUGCAACCAGCCAGCCUCCACUCAGGACUUCUCUUCUCACAGUCCUGCCACAGAACACCUGUCAAGGGCAGUGUUUGACUCCCUGGGUCUGGGAUCAAGACCAGAAACCACUCCUGCUCCCAGCCCCAGGAUUGAGAUCACUCUGUCAGGUGACUCUCUCAGCUCUCAAACCCUGGAACUGAGCCCUAGAACCAAAGCUCUGGGGACCUACAGGGAGUGUGUGAGCCCUGCCAGCAGCAACUCCUCCACAGGCUGGCCCGCAGAGGCGUACUCUCCUGUAGCUUCACCAUGUGUCUCCCCUUCUAAUGGAGCCUGUGGCACAGGGCUGUCUGGUUUAGACAUCCACACUUCUUCUGCCCACUCCUCUCCAGGAGCCUCGCCUCGCAACAGCAUCACGGACGAGACCUUUCUCCUGCCCCAGAACCAACGCACCACCUCAUCCAUCCCCCACCAGCGCUCUCGCUCUGCCUCCCCACAGGGAAAGCGCUCUUAUGACCAGGCUUACUCCUGCCAAGGAGGCACUCCUGUCAAGCAACGCUCUAGAAGCCCCAGCCCCAUCCCCUCGCCCCAGGAGCAGCAGGGGUCCUAUUCCCACCACCCGGGUCAAGCUGAGUUUCAGCCCCAAGCUCAGACCUCCUUGCUGGCCCUGGAGGAUGUGAUGAGCAGCCUCAACUCCAGUCUACCCAAAGUAAACCGUUCUGCCGUGGUGCGAGAUGCACAUGGUCAGGCCCAAAGACAGGACUGUGUGUAUGGAGAUGGGUAUGACUGGGCCUAUGAGCAAGAGAGGAUGGCCGGAGCAGGGGAAGUCAAGUCUGAAACCUUCUAUAUGGUCCCAGCUUUGUGGACUCCUCCUCACCCAGUCCACCACGGAGCAUUCAGCGGUCUGCCAGUGGCUCCACUUCCAUCUUUAGAGUGGCAAUUACCCAGUCAGUUUGGUCAGUGUGAGCUUCUUAUCCAGCAACAGCCCAAGUCUCAUCAUAGAGCUCACUAUGAGACUGAGGGCAGCCGAGGAGCUGUAAAGACAUCCAAUGGAGGGCAUCCUGAAGUACAGCUCCGCGGGUAUCAAGGCACGGCUCCACUGGCGCUGCAGGUCUUCAUAGGAACAGCUGAUGAGAGGCUCCUCAAACCCCACGCUUUUUACCAGGUCCACCGCAUCACUGGUAAAACCGUCACCACACCAAGCAUGGAGAGGAUGAUCAAUGGGACCAAAUUGUUGGAGAUCCCUCUGGAGCCAAAGAACCACAUGAGAGUGGUGAUUGACUGUGUAGGAAUUCUGAAGUUGAGAAAUGCCGACAUUGAACUUAGGAACGGUGAGACGGACGUGGGACGAAAAAACACACGUGUACGUUUGGUUUUUCGGGUCCACAUUCCUCAGUCUGGAGGCCAGCUCACGUCCCUUCAAGUUGCCUCUGAGCCUAUUGAAUGCUCCCAGCGCUCAGCUCAGGAGUACCCCGUGGUCGAGAGACAGGACCUGGACCAAUGCUCAGUACUUGGUGGUCAACAAAUGGUCCUUAGUGGACAAAAUUUCACAUCUGACUCCAAAGUGAUUUUCUCAGAGAAGACACAAGAUGGGCGGCAAAUCUGGGAGAUGGAGGCAUCUGUGGACAGAGACAAAACCCAACCUAACAUGCUAUUCGUUGAGGUCCCUCCGUAUCGAGACCACACCGUUCCCAACCCAACCAAGGUCAACUUUUACGUCGUGAACGGGAAAAAGAAACGCAGUCAGCCACAGCAUUUUGUCUACACUCCUGUCAUAGCUAUUAAAGCAGAACCACUUGAUGAUGAUCAUUUGAAUUCAUAUGGCUACUCAGACAAUCAGUCUCUGACUGGCCUGUCAAUGAAGUCCCUCUAUCAUCACCUGGAGCAAGACAGCAACCUCCAAGCCUUGAAUAUUUCACCAUCACUGUACCAUCUAACCACUGUAGAGCCCAGAGCCCAUACUUUGACCCCUGAUCCACUGGACGACCAACCAGGCUUUUACCAGUCCAGAUCCAGCACUCUGAUCAACAGCCCCAUGCUGUAUCGCACUGCAAACCAACAUUACAGCAAUUGUGGUACCGCCCUCCUCAGUGGUUUCCCAAUGGCUUCCCACCCUGACUCCACUCCCAGCCGUUGUGUCAGCGCCGGAGGCCCUGUGGCGAAACUGGGAGAAGGUCUUCAUGUUGGGGAUUCAUUUGAUGCCUGUUUAAUGUCAAGACAUCACAGUUUUGUGCAGAAUACGCUGCCACUGGGAAAGUCACCGCCUUCAAGAUACAUUCAAGGUGUAGCUCAAGGGAAGGCUGGAAGCCGAGUAGAGCCAGGCCGCCAACAUCUGACGCAGAUUGGCUCUGGUAGAGGAAAUCAUGAGGAACGAGCUCCAGAGAGGAUCACGGUCAAACAAGAGAACCUCCGCUAUGCUUAUCUGGAGGAUGUGAAUGACAUCAUAAGAAGAGACCUGAAAGAUCCCAAUGGAGAGUGAUCCUGUAGGCCUGGAGCAGCCCUGACGUCCAUCACAUUUAAAGUUAAAGCAGUGAGCAUAAUAUGUGGAACUAUACAUAUAAAAUCCUAAUUGUCUCAGCUUGUACUUAUGAAACAUGCAACUAAAUAAAUGUAAUCAAGUGAUGGCUGAAAAAAUAGAAACAGAUCCACAAGCUUAUGUUGGCUUUAUUUCAUCUUGUUUCUGUGGAGUUAGGAAGACUGGUGGUUGUUCACUGGGCGGUACUUACUUUUCAAACUUGGUUACAACAUUUCACAUGGAAAUACUUGUAAGCUCUUUGUUAGCCUUCAUUACAAUACUUUUUAGCCUUUGCAAGUGUAGUACAACAUGUAUGUCUCUUAUCUUAUACUGUUUAUUGUUGUCUCCUUAUUUUAAUAUGUUUGACUUCUAUCUGUUCUUAUUAUUUGUACAAUUGCUCAUUGUAAGCAUGUAUAAAAUAUUUUAUAUUAAACCA